Ceratina calcarata is the source of this 2983-nucleotide messenger RNA. RefSeq names its product neprilysin-4. Gene Ontology annotation, molecular function: metalloendopeptidase activity. NCBI's taxonomy places the organism in Eukaryota, Metazoa, Arthropoda, Insecta, Hymenoptera, Apidae. Gene Ontology annotation, cellular component: plasma membrane. The record is from RefSeq and is a predicted model, not a curated record. Bases 423 to 2711 code for a protein of 762 amino acids. Gene Ontology annotation, biological process: protein processing. The transcript has 17 exons.
UCCUUACAACCCGAUUUUCAAUACUUUGGUUGGAUCUCGCGAUCGUCGGUAGCGUACGUCGAUAAUUGUCAGAACGGAAGAAGAAACGGGGGAGCGGUCAUGCUAUGUACAAUAAUCGUGGCGAGUCGUUGAAUUGACCGAAAUUCAUAUUGUCACCUACGCUCUUACGAUUAUCGCAUGCGCUCGUGUAUGCGCUUCGUCCAUUCUUCUAGUACUAGUACAUCGUUUGUAGUCAAUGCUAACUAAACGCCUAAUUUUACUUUAUCGCUUACGAAUAAACAACGGAGAUAAACGAGCGUGACAACAGUGCAAAUAAAUUUUUAAUAUGUGUCUCUGAAGCGCAUCGAGAUAUCAGUUUAGGAUUCCAAGCGAACAGGGAAAUCCAAACCACGGGAAACGCAGAAAUUGUCAGGGAAGACGACAUGAGGUACAAGGUAAACGAUCCGGACGCGGGUGACGACAAGGAAACAGGGAAUGAGAUUAAGAGAGAUUCCAUGCUUCCGUGGCGGUACGGACCAAGGGAUGAGAACAAAUUGGGUGGAAGGAAAACGAAAUGGGUGAUAAUCGUCGGUUUCUUAUCGGUAACCGUGGUUGCAUUGCUCGUAACGCUGACCUUGCAAACGAUCGUUUUCCGCAAGGAGGAGUACACGGAGAUGUGCCAGAGCGAAGAGUGCGUGAAAACAGCUGCUAGGAUAAUAGAGGCGAUGAACAGGUCCGUAGAUCCUUGCGAAGAUUUCUACAAAUUCGCUUGCGGCGGAUGGAUUGCGAAAAAUCCUAUACCACAGAGUCAAGCCUCUUGGGAUCAAUUGAGUCUUCUCAGAGAACAAUUAUUAAAAAAUCUGAGGAUAUUGCUCGAAGAAUCGGAGGAAGGAAAUGAACUGAGACCAGUAAAACUAGCCAGGAGCUUGUACAAAACUUGUAUAGACACGAAUACUGUCGAGGCCUUGGGACUGCAGCCCAUUCAUCAAACGCUGCACAAACUCGGUUUACCAAAAGAUCCACCCUUAAAAGACGAGAUCUCACCCUUAGAUCUGUCCGAAGUUGCUGGACGAGCGCAAAGAACUCUGGGCUUAGAUCUGUUUCUAAAUUUAUAUAUUAACGAGGAUAUACGAAACACCUCAAGAAAUAGGAUGAUGAUGGAACAAAUAUCUCCAGGAUUCAGCGAGCGCUAUUUGUUGGAUCCGUUGCUGUUCCAGUCGGAAUUGAUGGAAUACAGGAAAUAUAUAAAAGCUAUGAUCGAGCUAGCUGGCGUCAAACCGAAUAAGAGUGACGACUUCGCAAAGGAAAUCUUAGACUUCAGUACGAAAAUCGCUAAGAUCAUGGCAACGCCGGAACAGAGACGCAGUUCGACUCAUCUUAUUCAUGAUGUAACGAUCAACGACUUGCAGCAAUUAACAGACUCACAUGUGCAACAGUGGAACUGGACGAGGUAUUUGCAAACUGUGUUCAAUAACACGAAUGUGACGAUAGACACCGGAGUAGACCGCGUUUUCGUCAUGGAUCUACACUAUUUGCAAAAGUUACCCGAACUUCUAGCUACUACCCCUAACGCUACGAUAGUACGAUUCGUAUGGUGGAGCGUUUAUUCGACGGUCGCUCCCUUGACGCUACAACGAUUUCGCGACCUCGGCUUUCAGUUCUCGCAAAAAGUUCUCGGCCUGAAGGAGAAGCUACCGAGAUGGAAGUCCUGCACUGGGAACGCGAACGCAAACUUCGGCAUGGCUCUCAGUUACGUUUAUGCGCGUCGGAACUUCGAUGAUCGAGCUCGAAAAAAGGCUUUGGAAAUGUUGUUAGACAUUCGAGCGGCAUUCGAUGAAAUGGUUGUAGAGUUGGACUGGAUGGAUAGUGAAACGAAGGCUCGCGCUCAUAGAAAAUUAAAUGCAAUGAGACCCUUUGUCGGUAUCCCGGAAUGGAUCAACAAUUCCACGAAAUUGGAUAAAUUUUAUGAAGAGAUGGACGUGAUACCUGGUCGAUUGUUCGACACAUUUUUAAUGCUUACUAACGUUGCUAUUAAAAAGAGCUUAAAUAGUCUGCGUAAAAAACCGGACAAAGACCGAUGGAUAACGGCCGGCACGACGGUAAACGCGUUUUAUAGCGCAACAUUGAAUUCAGUUACUUUUCCAGCUGGUAUUUUACAUCCUCCGUUCUACGGAAAUGGAUUGGAGUCUAUCAACUAUGGUGCCAUGGGCGCGAUCAUGGGACACGAGCUUACUCACGGAUUCGAUGAUCAAGGUCGCAGGUACGAUGAAAAUGGAAAUCUUCGGCAAUGGUGGAGUAAUGAAACGUUAAAACAUUAUCUCGAGAAAGUUGAGUGUAUAAUCGACCAAUAUAGUAGCUAUCAUUUAUCGGAAUUGGGUAAUAAUUUAACAGUCAAUGGCUUUAACACGCAAGGAGAGAACAUAGCGGACAACGGUGGAAUACGAGAGGCUUACAGAGCAUAUCAAAGACUCAGGACUAGGAAUGUUGAACGACAAAGUUUGCCCGGUCUUGUCGGAUAUACCCAAGAGCAAUUAUUUUUCUUAGGUUUUGCCCAAGUCUGGUGCGGUAAUUACACGAAUGGGUCUUUGAAAUCUAAACUGGUGGAGGGUGUCCAUGCACCGAAUCACUUCAGGGUCAUCGGCACUCUAUCGAACAACGUGGAUUUCGCGAAUGCAUGGAAUUGUCCAUCUGGAAGUCCCAUGAAUCCGUCUCGCAAGUGUAUUCUCUGGUAGAGUAGUAUGUAGUGGUAAUUAAAAGUAAGAAGUGCGUCUUUAUCGAGAGCCUACGAAUUUUUGUUCUUUACAAAAGACAAUAGGCUCUUGCUCUGGGCUUUGCACACCGUACUAUAUCCGUAGUAUAAUUACGCGAAUAGUGAAAGAGAUUGCAAACAGACUGAUUCGUAGGAACCAGCGUGAACUUAAUGUACGCUUAAACGUGAAUAUUUUCUAUUAGAAUCUUCUGUAAAUAUUAUACAGAAUGGAAAUAUGACUUUUUUUUAAACUGA